AUGGAUGAUUCGUUCAAUGAUAAUAAUGGAAACAACAAUUCAUCGUUUCCAAAUACUAAUUUGUCACUAUCUGACUUAAAUUUAUUCCAUCAAAAUUCUAACACUGAUGAAGAUUAUGAUGAAGAGCUUCUAAGUAUAACCAAUAUCAAAAAUAAAAAAAAGGAUAUAAAUAGCAUACUUAAUAAUGAUGAGGACAGUGACCCCUUAUAUCCAAAUUUACCUGUUAAAUCAAACAAUUUGGAAAAAUUUAAUUUUAGCGAUUCUUUAGUCGCCAAUCCACAACCAUUACCACCACCGUCCUCAUUGUUACUUUUGGGCGAUAAAUCAGAACCCACACUACUACGACCAAAUUUAGUGUCUUUUGAUUCAGACACUUCGCUUCAACAACAACAAUUACAAUCGCCAAGCUCCUCAUCUUGUUCAAUAGACAGUAGUGCUGAUCUCAGUAUUACAACGCAUAAUCCUUUAAAUAAAGUAAUUUCUCCUUUAAACAAGAAAAAACCCCAUAUCGAAGAGUUAAUAGAUCAGGCACAUCAUCUUAACACAUAUUUAGAUGAAAACAUGAACAAGAUCAAUAAGUUCAGGGCUGAUUUAUUAAACCACGAAUAUAAUUUAUCAUUGGCACACAAUCUAAAGAAUACUCGCGACUGUACUAGUAGUGGCAAAAACAGGUUCUAUACAAGUGAAUGCUCUUCUACUUUUGAAUUAUCAGAAUCUGGAAUCGACAAUCCUCAAUACCAACAUGAUAAUAGCUCUAAACAUUUACAGAGCAAUUUACCUGACGAUAGAAUAGAUUUUUAUAAAAAUGAAAAUCCAAGUAAUAGGAGCAUGUGCAGUUCGAAUGCUGCUACCGAUAGCACGAACAAUAAUAUUGAUGAGAACGAAAAUGAGGAUUUUGAUUAUUUUAAAAAGUUUGGAAAUUUAACGACAACAUAUCCAUUAUCGGAGAAUCUGUCAAUUAUAGAUUUAACGGCAAAAAAUGAAAAUGACACAUUAAGAAACUCUCCAGUAUCGGCGUCAAAGCAAAUACUAAACGAGACUAUUUUGUUAGCGGAAAUAUCGUCCGAACAGGCUUUUAACAUUUUCCUUGAUAUUAUAGAAUGCUUAUUGAAAUUACCAUACAAUAACGAUGACAAUGUUGGGAAAAAACAUUUGACACUUUUUAACAACGUAUUUAAGAUGAAGAGUGCUGCUAGUUUAAGUUAUAGAGAUUUUAUACUGCAACGAAUUCAACCAAGAUGUCAAUUUUCAUCGACGAUAUAUUUAACUAGUGCAUAUUUAUUGUUGACUUUGCUAAUGAGCAAUAGCUUUAACGACAAUAACGAUGAUAAUAAUAAUAAUAAUAGGGAAUUGAAAUUUCCCUUUACAAACCAGCACGUCCAUAAAUUAAUUAUUCCAUCAUUAAGAAUCAGUUGUAAAUUGGUUGAGGAUCAUAUUCAUUCGCAACAAUAUUUUUCCAAAGUUGUUGGUGUCUCAUUAAAGACAUUAACUAAGUUAGAAAUGUCCUUUUUGGAAUGUUUGGACUUUAACGGGUUAUUGAUCAACGGUGCUAAGCUGAAAUCUGUUCUUAGAUUGCACAAGGCAUUGAAGGAAAAUCAACCUUUUUAA
Saccharomycodes ludwigii is the source of this 1608-nucleotide messenger RNA. RefSeq lists its product as uncharacterized. Gene Ontology annotation, cellular component: cyclin-dependent protein kinase holoenzyme complex; nucleus. The transcript has a single exon. Gene Ontology annotation, molecular function: cyclin-dependent protein serine/threonine kinase regulator activity; protein kinase binding. The record is from RefSeq and is a predicted model, not a curated record. Gene Ontology annotation, biological process: regulation of cyclin-dependent protein serine/threonine kinase activity. NCBI's taxonomy places the organism in Eukaryota, Fungi, Ascomycota, Saccharomycetes, Saccharomycodales, Saccharomycodaceae. Bases 1 to 1608 code for a protein of 535 amino acids.